Messenger RNA from Cataglyphis hispanica, 2413 nucleotides. RefSeq lists its product as uncharacterized. The coding region runs from base 1 to 1317 and encodes 438 amino acids. The transcript has a single exon. The record is from RefSeq and is a predicted model, not a curated record. NCBI's taxonomy places the organism in Eukaryota, Metazoa, Arthropoda, Insecta, Hymenoptera, Formicidae.
AUGGCGGCGAUAAACGUCGACAAGACGUGCUCCGCGUUGCCGAUUUCGCAGCAGGAUCAUCGGGAGAUGUCUCUCCUGACUGAUCGCGACGUUAACAAAAUAUUAGAGCGUAAACUCGGCGGCGGUAAUUUCCGACUCGUUGACUGGAAAUUGGAGCGCCUCGGCGACGCGGGAGGCUUCCUCGGUCAAUAUUAUCGUUUGCAAAUUGCGGUAAGAUGCGGCACAGACGGAGACGGGACGCAGAGUUUGCAAUUCUUCGCCAAAACACCACCGCCGUCCGAUAGUCCGCAGUUCGAGUUCCUGAAACGUUACGACUCGUUCAACAAAGAGAUCGCCGUUUAUACGGAUCUAAUGCAGCGGAUGGGCGCGGGCGGACCCCCGAGAUGGAUGGUGAAGUGUUAUCUCUGCAAACGAAAUGUCAUCAUCGUUUUGGAAGACGCGUCGUUAGACGGUUACGCUACGCCGGACAAAUACGUGUCGUUCGACGAGGAGCACUACGUUUGGUUACUGAGAACUCUUUCCAAGUUCCACUCAAGAUCCCUGAUACUGGACGAAAGACUUCGCCGAGAAGAGAACGGCCGGACCAUCCUCGAUCUCUACGGACACUUACUGAACGAGGUUCUCUUCGUCGAAGGGGACGACAGAUCGGAGAAGAGCCUUGCUUCCAGUAUUACGGGUUUUUGUGCGAUUCUCGAUUUCGUCGAGGAUCUCGACGAAGAUGCUAAGAACGACAUUAAACGCCGUUUCGUCGCGUGGUCGCGAAAGAUUUCACGAUUAUUGGCACCGUCCAAGAAACACAGAAAUGUCAUCUGUCAUCGCGACAUCUGGACGAAUAAUAUGAUGUUCCGAUACGAUCCGACCGGCAAUAUAAACGGCUGUUACCUUAUAGACUGGCAAUUUCUCCGUUAUUGUCCACCAGCGAUCGAUUUUGCAUGCUGUCUAUAUCUCAACACCAAUCGUGCCAUCAGGGAUCGUUAUUUCGAUACUUUUGCUAAAGUGUAUCACGAUUCGCUCGCACAAUAUUUGGCACAAGAAGGCCUCGACAUUGACAAUCAUCUACCUUGGAUGGCGUUUCGCGAGAGUUACGCGGAGGCGCGUAACGUAGCACUCGUUUACGCCGCGCUCAAUCUUCAGGUAAUGCUGCUGUCUGAAGGGUAUUUUUGCGAGGCCGACGAAAUUGAGCAUAACCUGUAUGGUGACGGGCGAGCGAAAAUCGUGCGACAUCAGUGCGAGACAAUGCCCGUGUAUAAAACUCGAAUGCUGGAGAUUGUAUUCGAAAUUAAGGAUCAUUUGCCCGAGUUUCCGCCGAUUCCUUAACUCUAUGCGGUGAGAAACGAUGUGUUCGCACGCGCGUGUCGUUGCUUUAUCUGCUUUACGAUCUGUGAUAAGAGACUGGAAUCGCGCCAGGUAAUAAUCAUCAGAAGCUUAUUUACGAUUCUCGAUUGCUCGUAUCUUUCGAGAAUUGUGUCGUUCUAUCAUUUGAAGAAAAUUUUAUUCGCGUUCGAUUACAACGGAGAAAGUGAAAUAAUGGAUAAAAUAUACGCAACGUUUUUAUUUUUUUUUAUUGAUAAAUGAAUUAUCGCUAAUUUUUCCUCUCACACAUAACAUAGAACAUUUAUAUCAUUCUACUAUUACAGUAAUUAUGAUUGAAAUGAAUUCUUUUAUGUAAAAAAUGUCUCGGAUAAGUAAUUUACGUCAAGAAUAGAAAAAAUUUCAAAAGUCUCAAAAUAGUUUGAUAUUAAGACGUGUAUUGGAUGGGUAAAGAAAUAUUGGAAUCUGUGCUUUUCAGUUAUAAUUGAUGAUGGAGAAACGCUUCUGAUGCAAAUAGAUAUAUAAAAGCGUUUCCAUAGGAAUAUCAUUUCGCUCAUUUUUCAAACGUCAUUAUUACAUCUCGUUUCCUCUUCGUGAGAGUUUUUCCUCAACGGUGCAUAUUCAUUAGCAUACCGGCAAAAUAAGCAAGAUACUAUGUCAGAUUUUUGUUGAAAUAUAUUUUUGUCAUUUUUAUUUUUAUAACAAUUGAUACGAUUUGCAUAUUCAAUAUCAAGGAAUUGUUUUAUCUUCAUCCCCGUCAUUCGGUCGUCGUCUCAAUCUUUGUUAAACGCACGGACGUCAGGAAAGCUAAUUCUAUAGUUAAAACCAUUGUGUGGCGUAGCGCUUUGCAAACUUAAACGAGACCAUCAUUCCAUGUUACGUCAGACGAACUUUGUCAUGAAAAGAAAAAGGAAUUACGCCGCAUAAUAAACUUUAGAACAGUCAGCUGGAGGAGAAAGCGCGAAGAGAAGAAAGUCUCUGGCUCUUGAAAUAAGUCAUGUCAUAUUCGCGCAUAAUACACUUUUUUUGUUUGCAUGCAACAGAAAAUAUUUUUUUAAUUGGCUUUUCAAUUUAAUUAUAUACAUAUUAUGUGAUAAAUAUA